Messenger RNA from Fonsecaea nubica, 1812 nucleotides. RefSeq lists its product as hypothetical. The record is from RefSeq and is a predicted model, not a curated record. Gene Ontology annotation, cellular component: nucleus. The transcript has 4 exons. Gene Ontology annotation, biological process: DNA-templated transcription; regulation of DNA-templated transcription. NCBI's taxonomy places the organism in Eukaryota, Fungi, Ascomycota, Eurotiomycetes, Chaetothyriales, Herpotrichiellaceae. Gene Ontology annotation, molecular function: DNA-binding transcription factor activity, RNA polymerase II-specific; transcription cis-regulatory region binding; zinc ion binding. Bases 1 to 1812 code for a protein of 603 amino acids.
AUGCUGCGACAAGAUUUCCGGCCGCCUGUUCUAGAUGCGAUUCGCACGGACUCUACUGCCGGAUUGAUUCAAACUUCAAACGAGUCAGGACGGUUAACUCCUAGUCGACAGCCAGAAACGACAGGACAAGACCCCGGGGUUUACGAAGGUAUAGCUCAUCCGUCAGCAGAAUACUUGUCCGCGUCCUCUACAGGUUAUGUGUCGGACACAGUGAGUGAUGCUCAAUCAGAAAUCUACAUGGGCGUAGAUUGGGUUCUUCUCUCCGACGCACAAAUCACGCAGCACGCACAAUGGUCUUUAGGCGGUGCUGUUCUUAGCUACCACGAUGUCUCAGAGCUGCUCAAUUUCUACGCACACAACUACAAUCCACACCUCCCUAUACUGGACCGGGUUACAUCUGUGGCGGACUUUCAUGACAGCAAUGUCUUCCUUUUCUGGACACUUUUGCGCACUGCCUGUUAUCGACAUCCCAAGUUCGGUCAUGUGUUCCAACUGAUUGCACGACCUUAUGAGCAGUUGCUCACGAUACACCUCCUCUCACCCAUCCGCGAUGUCAGGAUCAUUCAGGCCAUCCUCAUACUGUGUCAUUGGCCUAAUACAGGGUCGCAACAAAGUAAAGACCCAAGCUGGCAAUAUUGCGGAAUUGCCAUGAAUGCUGCCUUGCAAAUGGGCUUGGAUCAACUAGAGGCGGAGAUGUUACACCCCGGGAGUCGUGGACAGUCGAAUGCCCUCCAGGUGAGCGUCCAGUCACGGCGCAUGACUUGGCUGGCCUGCUUCAACACCAGCACAAAUCUCAGUGUCUGGUUUGGCAUCCGGCCACAUCUCUCUUCGCCCUCACAGCUGAACGCGACUUCAUCAAUGGCCAAAGAACCGAGUGUCCCACGCCAUUUCACGGUGCAAGUUGAACUCCAGCGUCAUGUUGUGCAAUAUUCCACAGCACUUGCUGGCGAUGUCGACAGCAGCACCUGUUCCACACUGCAGAGCCUUUUCAACACCGAACUGGACACUCUCUUGACGGUGUACCAGGACAUUUGGUCCCCGCGACUGGAAAUCCAGCGUCUCGGUGCCAAGUUAUACCUGUUCUCGCUGUGUCUUACCGUGACUUCGAAACAACGCAGUCGUCCCCAAGAACUCGACAUGCCCUAUGCCAUCGACCUCGCUCGAGUGUCAGUACAACUCGGCCUCCCUGCUGCAGUGUCUCUGAUUCACACCAUUGCCCAGCUGAACAACGAGUCUUUGGUGCAGGAGCCCGGUAACGGUGGAGUCAUCCACUACCCCAAGUUCUACUUUCGACUCGUCGUGUUCGCCGUCGUCUUUCUCAUGAAAUUCCUCAGCGCCGACCCCAGAGCUGCGCAACAGGACAGGGAGCUGGCAUUUUCACACAUCACUGCGGCACACCAGUUCUUCUCCAGUUUCGCCCCGGCGCAGGACUUUGCUCGCGUCGCGGAGGUGAUGGCGGACAUGGCCAGAAAUCUUAGAGUCGACGCGCAAGACCAUCCAAGCACGGUCGAGACCAGGCUGGGCGCAUCUCUCCUAUACGACACCAUGCAGAGAUUCAGGCGUCCCUUGGAAAGAUCUGGCGACAAUGAGGAACCUGCUGCACCCAUAGCGACAGAUUUCAAUGCUUGGGCCAUGCGGCCCGACGACGACGGAGCGAGCUGGGAAAGUCAGCGAGUGAUGGACUCGUCCUGUUGGCGGUCGCAUGACGCUGUUGCAUACAAAUUGCCAGAGUUGCAUGCGAAUUUGGAAGAAGGACUUGACUGCUUCCGGUGGAUGUCGGAUGACAUGCUCGUCGAGAUGAUGAAUUUGUGA